Molecule: messenger RNA, 4432 nt
Organism: Hippocampus comes (tiger tail seahorse)
Lineage: Eukaryota; Metazoa; Chordata; Actinopteri; Syngnathiformes; Syngnathidae
Gene: per3
Product: period circadian clock 3
Exons: 22
Coding region: 267-4055 (1262 amino acids)
Biological process (GO): negative regulation of transcription by RNA polymerase II; entrainment of circadian clock by photoperiod; circadian regulation of gene expression
Cellular component (GO): cytoplasm; nucleus
Molecular function (GO): transcription corepressor binding; transcription cis-regulatory region binding
Source: RefSeq, a predicted model, not a curated record
GCCAUACCUAACCGGACUCACGUUGCUCAAAUGUGUCAAGCGCACGGGAAUGCUUAGCUUUGUUAAUAAGAUCUAAUUUAAUAUAGUUUCAUUGCGACCAGACGACCUGUUCACGGAAAAAUACAUUCAAGUGGACAAACGCGUGUGGUGUAAAAGAUUCCAACAAAGUGCUUCAUGGAACCGAUUCCUGUUGUUGAUCAUACGAAGACCCCCAUUGACCAAGGUGAUUGGCAGAAUUACUACUGAGGUGUGACCUAAGCAAAGAAAUGCCCGCCGGUGACAGCGGCCCAGAUGUGGAGGAGCCCGUAAUAUCAUCAGCUACAGGAGAAGGAGAAAACAGGAUGUCAUCGGCGCAGCAGGUUAGAGGGGCUCAAUCAACAAGCGUUGGGCUUCACGUGUGCGGAGAAGUGGCGCAGGAAGACGAGGAGAUGACUAGCGGUUCGCACGACCUCGCCUCCCCAGACAAUCACAGCGCCACAGGAUCCACCUCGGCCUCCACAAAGAGCAGUGUGAAUGCAGAUGGGAGUAAAGGUCAGGUCCACAAAGAGAUGAAGAACACAGUCACCGAGAUGAAGAAGAGGCUUCCAUUUGACAAACGCAGUCGUAGCAAAGCCAGCACUGUCGAGGCCUUGCAUUAUGCCCUCAAAUGCGUCAAGCAAGUGCAAGCCAAUAGCGAGUAUUACAAAUUGCUGAUGCGAAAUGGCCAGGAUGAGAAGAGCAAUGCCACCGUUUGUACUCGCGAAGAGCUGGAAAGAGUCACCUCAGAACACACCCUGAAGAACACGGACUCCUUCGUUGUGGUGUUUUCGCUGUCGAGUGGCCGUGUGCUACAUGCGUCCGAGCAGGCCUCCAGUAUCCUGUGCUGCAAGAGGAAGUUCCUGGAGUCUGCCAAGUUUGUGGAGUUGCUCUUCCACCAAGAUGUGAACGUCUUCUACUCUUAUACGGCACAGCCGCAUCUCCCGCCCUGGACCAACUCACACACAGCCGGAGUUUUAUUUGACUCAGCCCAGGUCAAGUCUUUCUUCUGCAGAAUCAGAGGUGGCAAGGAUCGCGAGGGUGAGAUGCGCUACAACCCAUUUCGCGUCACACCUUACCUGCUGAAAGUGCAGGGAACGGGGAGCAGUGGGAAGGAGGAAGAGCUGUGUUGCUUGGCACUGGCCGAACGCAUCAUUUCAGGAUAUGAAGCACCUCGUAUUCCUAUGGACAAGCGCAUCUUCACCACCACCCAUUCACCUGGCUGCGUGUUCCUCGAAGUGGACGACAGGGCAGUGCCAUUGCUAGGAUACCUCCCUCAAGAUCUGAUUGGCACCUCAUUGUUAACCAGCAUUCAUCCAGACGACCGUGCCCUCUUGCUGUCAAUGCAUCGGAAGGUGUUGAAGUACGCGGGUCAGUCACCGUUUGAACACUCGCCGGUUCGAUUGCGCUGUCAGAAUGGAGAUUAUAUCACACUGGACACCAGCUGGUCCAGCUUCAUCAACCCUUGGAGCCGCAAGGUGGCCUUCAUCAUAGGACGCCACAAAGUCAGAACGACUCCACUGAAUGAGGAUGUGUUUGCUGCUCCGAGUAAAGUGGAUUUAACUGUGACCCAUGAAGAAAUCAAAGAUUUGCAAGCCAAGAUCUAUAAACUCUUCUUGCAGCCUGUCCAUAACAACGGUUCCAGUGGUUAUGGCAGUUUAGGAAGUAACGGUUCUCAUGAGCAUUACAUCAGCGUAGCUUCUUCGAGCGACAGCAACGGUAACUUGUGGGAGGACUCACACCGGGAACCCAUGACUCUUCAGCAAAUCUGUGCAGAUGUGAACAGAGUCAGGAAUUGGGGAAAGCAGGCCUAUUUUGAUACCAGCCACAAAAUUACUCUGCUUGGCAAACCCGCCCCAGCACACUUGGUUCCGGUAGCCUCCCAUCCUGAGGUGGGGGAUCCUGAUGAAAGUAGGAAACCAACACACAUUCCCUCCUACCAGCAGAUCAACUGUGUGGACAACAUUAUUAGAUAUUUGGAGAGCUGUACAGGGCCAGCUUUGAAACGGAAAAGCCAAUCUCAUUCCCUUGCCACUUCUUCUUCCUCAUCCUCUACCUCUGAAGAUGACAAGCCUGCCAGAGCCAAUGACACAGCCCAAGCUGCAUCAGAUGUAGCGAUGUUGGAAAGCGAGGUGUCGGUCGGGCCUAGCACCGCAGCUGUUGUUGGAGCUCCUCUAACAGACAUCACCAUGUCCACUAAGGCAAUGAGUGUGGUCUCUGUUACCAGUCAGUGUUCGUACAGCAGCACCAUCGUCCAUGUUCCCCAACCUGAAUCAGAGGCUACGGCGCUAGAGGACGUGCCAAUGGGCAGCGAGCCCACUGAUGCUGCUCCAGCCACAGCCCAUCCGGCACCAAGCCCUGCCACUGAGGAGCGAAGGUUCAUAGGUCUUACCAAGGAGGUGCUUUCAGCUCACACGCAGAAGGAGGAGCAAGAGUAUGUGGACCGAUUUCGCAAUCGCAUUCUGCAGAGCCCCUAUAGUUUCUAUCUCCAGCUGGACAACAGCUCCAUGGCUCACUCACAACACAGAGGUGAAUAUCCACGUCCAAUGAGCGUUGGGGGGCUUAACCGCUCUCGAAGAGUAAAGCCCCGACUUAGGCGGCCCAAACCCGUGGGCUCUUCGGACAGCUAUGCCUCGCCACCCGUACCAUCUCGUCGUGUCCCAGACUCCUCCUGGCCCUCGUCAGAAUCUUCCCAGCCACAGAUGGCAGCGACCUACAAUCAAACAUCUCCACUUCAAGCGCCAUUCUUUCCCAUGUUGGCCCCCAAACCGGCCCCAGAGCAACCGUCAAGACUGCAACAGCUACCGGGAGCCCCUCCUAUGGUGGUCCAGCCCCCUGACCAGACCCAGCUCAAUUAUAAUUUCCAUCUCAUGCAGCAAAACCAGAACAUGCCCGGCAUGCAAAAUAUACAGAUGGAACCCAUCCAGAAUCUGCAGAAUAUCCCCAAUUUUCACAACAUUCAACCCAUGGCGCCAGCCCAGAGUAUCAAUCCCUUCAUGACACCAGUCAUGGCUGUCAUCCUGCCCAACUACCCAACUUUCACGCCAGGUUAUCCAUCCAUUUACCCCCCCUCCGCUGCCUCCAUGCUGCCCCAGGCGCCAAUGACCAUGGCGGGAUUCGCCCCUGGUGUCCCCUUUCCACAACCCCAGUUCCAAGUGCAGCCUGUGCCCCAAGCUCAGACUUCCCCUGGCACCCUGCUCGGCUCACACAGGGCCUGCUCCUCCAUCGGUGAAGAGGAGGAGACGGCAGGCCCGCGCGCAUUAUUCUCCAGCUCACGCUCAAGCUCUCCACUUCAGCUCAACUUGCUGCAGGAGGAACUGCCCAAACCGAAUGAAGGACAGAGCAGCACUGGACACAACCUAGCAGAAAGCAUUCAUGAGCAGGGUGACAAUGAGGGUGAUGCCCCCAGUGAUUCUGGGAACCAUGAUGCUCAGUCCACCUCCAGUGAGCUCCUCGACCUUCUGCUGCAAGAAGAUGCACGGUCAGGGACUGGCUCCAAUGCCUCUGGGUCUGGAUCAGGGGAGUCUGGAGGCUCACUGGGGUCUGGAUCUGGAUCUGGCUCCAAUGGAACCUCUACAUCUCACACUGGCAGCAGCAACAGCAGCAAAUACUUUGCCAGCAACGAUUCCUCAGACACAUCACGCAAAGCCCGCAAGAGCCAGGAAGCGCCAGCAGAGCACCCACGCAGCUUCGACAAUCAGGUGGAGAGCUCGCUGUGGAGCAUGAUCCAGCACACGUCGGAGCAUGUCAUGAUGACAUACCAGAUCCACACGAGGGACCAGAAUGAGGUAUUGGCUGAGGACAGGGAGAAACUGCGAGUGCUUCAGCCUCUCCAGCCAUGGUUCAGCCAAGAUCAGCGUGAGGAGCUGGCCCUGGUCCACCCCUGGAUCCAGCAACACACCAUCCCACAAGAGAUAGACACUCAGGGUUGUGUGACCUGCAACGUCGGUGCGGGAGCGGCCCAUUCGCCUCCGCCCCCAGACCCCGACAGCUCGUCCCCUCUGGAGGUUCUGGAGCCGGACUCAAUUGUGGACACUUGAGAGCUGUGACCCCAAAAUUACCAUCCAUCCUCAACAACUCUCACCGUGCAUCUUGUCUGAUCAGACCAGAUGAUUUAUUCUCUGUCCGUUUGGAUAGUUUGAUUUGAAAAGGGGGCAAGAGCGAUGGGCAUUUCAUUUUACAAGAUAUUUAUGCUCAGUCAGCCGAAAGCGAGUGCGGUCAUGGGACCAUGACUAUUAUACCUCUCUUGGUGUUGUAUUUCAAGUAUUUCCUGCGGCUACUUUGGGCGCAUUUCAAGAUGCCCGCCCCCAUGGUUUCUGCCCCCCACGAACAUGAACCCUGUGCACUCACAAUAGGCCUGUAGGUCAAGUGUGACCAUGUGGCAGGACAAAGACCAUACUGGACCGGUCCAAGUAUC